AUGCCUCCGAAGAAGGCGCGCUCAAGUUCGCCGGCGACCGAGCGCCGUGAGCGCCUCACUUUGGACAAACUGGCCAGUUAUGACGAUGUCGCAACCGAUGCGCUUGUCGAUCAUGCCUAUUUCUGGACGACCACGCGCAAGAACCGCACCAAGUACAGCCCUGCCCGCGGCAUUCAUGACGAUGAUGUUGGCCACAUUCUCCUCCACGAUGUGGCCGUUGCCAAGGAUGUCCAGCAGGCUGAGCGCAAACUACUGGAACUACCUGGUCUGCGUAAAUACCAUGCCCAGCUGCGUAGUCCUCGUGAGCAGGAAUGGUUCCGCCGACACCUCCGCAAAUACGUUCAAAUGUACCACCCGGACUGCCCCUACGAAGUGACCACCACCAACCGAUACAUCAUCACUGAGCAUGAGGCCUCCAUUUGUGCCCGCAAGCCUAUCAAAUCAGGCCAGGAGAUCAAAUUUUUGAGCGGAACUCUUGUUUCCAUGACCAAGGAAGAGGAGCAGGACCUUGGCCUGACUCGCAAGGACUUUAGCGUGGUGAUGUCUAGCCGCCGCAAGACCCCUUCGUUCUUCCUCGGCCCCGCCCGCUUCGCCAACCAUGACUGUGACGCCAAUGGCCGCCUGGUCACUCGCGGCACUGAGGGCAUGUCGGUCAUGGCCACGCGCAACAUUGAAGAGGGAGAAGAGAUCACUGUUUCCUACGGAGAGGAUUACUUCGGUAUUGACAACUGCGAAUGCCUAUGCUUGACUUGCGAAAGUUCAGUGCGCAAUGGCUGGUCUCCACAGGCGGAUUCAGACUCAAACAGCAGAGAGACUUCCGUGAAUGAGACUACGCCUGCACCUGCAGAGAGCAGUAGCAACAACAAAAAACGCAGGCGUGAUUCGGAUAUGGACUCUGAAGAUUCGAGUCUCUUAUGCUCCACCCCACGCAAGCGAACUAAAUUCCAGCGUCAGACUUCAAAGCUGCGUGAAGAAAUUUCCGCCUCUGAACUCCCUAACGACUCUUCUGUCACCCCAGAGUCGGAUAAUCCUCCUACCCCAGGCUCCGACUGUCCUACUCCUCUGAUUCCCGCCCCAACCGCGAUCGAACGACCACUGUCCAAUCUCAGACAGGAGAUCAUUCUAUCAGAAGUAUUGGAUCCACUUUCUGAGACCUCCUCGGCUGAACCUCAGUCUUCUAUUGAGUCUAAUGAAAUGACCAACGGCCAGCACACAGCGCCCGCGGAUCCGGAGUCCCCCAACUCUGCUACCGGCGAAUCUCAGCGAUCGGAAUCCAGCGUUCCCACCUCGGUGGAUGAGAAUGGACUCAAGGUCAAGACCGUGAAAAUCGAGCAGACCGGCUUAAGAGGCCUCGAACUUCAUGAAGCACUUCAGAACGCUGUUGAAAACACCCCUAAGCGUCGCAACAAGCGCAAGUGGCGCGUCAUUGCCUCCGUCGAGACCGAAGUACCCAUCGUCCGAGCCCCGGGAGACUAUACUAAAACGUCGAGACUCCUCGCCCAGAAAUACGACCGCUGGGUCGAUUGCCAGACCUGCGAAUCCUGGUUCGUCCAGUCGAACUCUUAUCAAACUCGCCGUGAGUGCCCUCGCUGCGAGAGGCACUCCAAAAUCUACGGCUUCCAAUGGCCCAAGACCGAAGGCAAAGAUCGAGUCAUGGACCACCGCGUUAUCCACCGAUUCCUUUCCCCCGAGUCAGAGGCUCGCGUCUCCCGCCGAGAUCGCGGCGUCAGCUUUGGAAUCACCCCAACGCCAGAGUUGUCGGAUGCGCGCACUGAGACCGAGACGAGCGACGUACCUGAGCCUCGUCGUAAUACCCGCGCCAAUAAGCGCCUUCGAAUGACGAUGUAA
This is a messenger RNA of Penicillium atrosanguineum, 1848 nucleotides long. RefSeq names its product SET domain-containing protein. The transcript has 2 exons. Bases 1 to 1848 code for a protein of 615 amino acids. Gene Ontology annotation, molecular function: protein binding; histone H4K20 methyltransferase activity. Gene Ontology annotation, cellular component: nucleus. The record is from RefSeq and is a predicted model, not a curated record. NCBI's taxonomy places the organism in Eukaryota, Fungi, Ascomycota, Eurotiomycetes, Eurotiales, Aspergillaceae.